Molecule: messenger RNA, 2202 nt
Organism: Myripristis murdjan (pinecone soldierfish)
Lineage: Eukaryota; Metazoa; Chordata; Actinopteri; Holocentriformes; Holocentridae
Gene: agbl4
Product: AGBL carboxypeptidase 4
Exons: 13
Coding region: 22-1497 (491 amino acids)
Biological process (GO): proteolysis
Molecular function (GO): zinc ion binding; metallocarboxypeptidase activity
Source: RefSeq, a predicted model, not a curated record
CGUCGGCUCCUCUGAGCAAGAAUGGAAAGGAAGAUGGAGGAGAAUAUUAUUAGAGACGUCGAGACUGGCAGUGAAGCUGGGGGAGAGGAUGCCUUGGUGGGGAAUGUGAACAAGUUGAUGGUGACCCCUCCAGGGUAUUCAGGAACUCAGCGCAAAGGACACCUCGUAUUUGAUGCCUGCUUUGAGAGUGGUAACCUUGGCCGCGUUGACUACAUCAGUGAGUUUGAGUUUGACCUCUUCAUCCGGCCUGACACCUGCAACCCUCGCUUCCGAGUUUGGUUCAACUUCACUGUGGAGAACGUCCGAGAAACACAGAGGGUUAUUUUCAACGUGGUCAACUUCUCCAAGACUAAGAGCCUGUACAGAGAUGGCAUGUCUCCCGUCGUCAAGUCUACCAGCAGGCCUAAAUGGCAGAGGCUUCCGGCCAAAAAUGUCUACUACUACCGCUGCCCUGACCACCGCCGCAACUACGUCAUGUCCUUCGCCUUCUGCUUCGAUAGGGAGGACGACAUCUACCAGUUCGCCUACUGCUACCCCUACACCUACUCCCGGCUGCAGCACUACCUGGCCGGCUUGGAGCGCAGGAACUUGCCCUACCUGCAGAGGGAGCAGCUGGGACUCAGUGUGCAACAACGGCACCUAGAUUUGUUGACCAUCACCAACCCUGCCCACCUGAGUCCAGAGAGGGAGAAGAGGCUGGUCUUCCUAACUGCUCGUGUCCACCCUGGAGAGUCUCCUGCUUCCUUUGUCUGUCAAGGUGUGAUAGACUUCCUUGUAAGCCAGCAUCCCGUGGCUCAGAUCCUGAGAGAUCAUGUGAUCUUCAAGAUUGUCCCGAUGCUCAACCCUGAUGGAGUCUACCUGGGCAACUACAGGUGUUCUCUGAUGGGCUUUGACCUGAACCGUCAUUGGCAGGACCCCUCUCCUUGGGCCCACCCCACACUGCACGCUGUCAAGCAGCUCAUAGUACAGAUGAACCAAGACCCGAAAGUGAGUUUGGAGUUCUACAUUGACGUCCAUGCCCACUCCACCAUGCUGAACGGCUUCAUGUAUGGCAAUGUGUUCGAAGAGGAGGAGCGGGUCCAGAGACAGGCUGUCUUCCCCAGACUGCUGUGCCAAAACGCACCAGAUUUCUCCCUUUCCAACACGUCCUUCAACCGGGAUGUGGUGAAGGCUGGCACCGGCAGGCGGUUCCUGGGUGGUCUCCUUGACGACACGUCCUACUGCUACACUCUGGAGGUGUCCUUCUACAGCUACAUGACAGCUGGCAGCACCGCUCCUGUACCUUACACUGAAGAGACAUACAUGAAGCUGGGCAGAAAUGUGGCUAGAACCUUCCUGGAUUACUACAAACUCAACAACCUGAUCAAGGACGACAGACCAACUCACAUUCAAAGUCCUGAGGUGUCCUCCCAGACAGGCAGCGGGGGCAGAAAGGACAUCGAGGUUGACAGAGACACAACAGACAGGGAGAGGAAGAGCCACGGCGUCAGGCACUAGACCGACAGACAGACAGACAGACAGAGAGACAACCUGUAUGAAACACAGAGCACUGUAACAGGAGGAUCCUUCACACUUCAUUGCCUCCAGAAGCCCCACAUCUCCUCGGCUAUAAAGACUUAUUUUCGCAUUUCACAGACUUAUAACAGAGAAGUGGCUGGUAUUCACGGGCUUAUAAUCAGAGCAAGUUGGUCAAGUGUUAUUGUUUGGUGGCUAUAAAAAGUAUAAAAUAGAAUGUGAAGGGCAGGCAGACUCUCAAACCCGUCUAAGCUCCACUCGAGGCCUUCACUCAACAGCUUGUUUUUCUACCAAGACGCACUCUCUCCAUCCUACACUAGCCUACAUGUUGCCUUGUGCUUUGACCCCGAGUAACUUGUUUAUAUAGUUGUAAAUAAAUGCAUGCACAUUUGCUUUCACCUUAUUUAUGACUCCGUUGGUCUCAUUAUCUUUGUUGAUAUUGCUGUUAAAUACUUGAGCAUCAUAUUGUACCCAUAUAGCAAUACUGAGACUGAAGCUUAAGAUAUGUAAAAGUUACUUGUAUAAAAAAAAAAACAAACAUUUUGAUAGUCAGUCCAGCUGUAUGAAAAGUCAUCAGUGUUACUUUGUUUUAUUUAUUGUGAAUGUGCUGUUUGAAUGAAUAUGAGAAUGUUGCAGCUAAGGGUGGUUAUGUGGAUUUCAGUUCGUUUUCAUAGACUGAAUGAAAUA